Myotis myotis is the source of this 2757-nucleotide messenger RNA. It is a transcript of the gene FAM20A, whose product is annotated as FAM20A golgi associated secretory pathway pseudokinase. The transcript has 11 exons. The record is from RefSeq and is a predicted model, not a curated record. Gene Ontology annotation, cellular component: Golgi apparatus. The coding region runs from base 806 to 2416 and encodes 536 amino acids. NCBI's taxonomy places the organism in Eukaryota, Metazoa, Chordata, Mammalia, Chiroptera, Vespertilionidae. Gene Ontology annotation, molecular function: protein serine/threonine kinase activator activity.
UUCUUCUUUAAAAAAAAAAAAAAAAGAAAGAAAGAAAGAAAGAAAAGAAAAGGUUUUACACACGCACCACUUGAGUCCCCCAAAGGCCGGGCAGACCCUGGGCUGGGAGAGUGGAAGGCCUGGGGCGAGGGGGAUGGGCGCGAGGAGAGGGUGGGGUGACCAGGUGGAAGGGCAGAGCCGGCGGAGGGAUCGGAGUCGCUGCGAGCUGCGCCAGGGGCAGGUGCCAGCGCAGAGCGGGCGGAGGUGCCGGCGCCCGGCCAGGCGGGGGAGGCCGGCGCUCCCUCCGCCUCUAGGAGUCGGGCGCGCAGACCAGCUCGCCCGUUGGAGCCGGGCGCACGGGCGUCCCCGCCGCCGGCAGAAGGAGCCGCGGGAGCAGUCGCAGCCGCCGCCGGCGACAGCAUCCUCUGGAGAGACGCCCCCGGCUCCGCGGUCGCCUGGCUCCUCCUAGAGGCGAGCGCGCCGCCCGCGCCCCGCCGUCCGCCCGUCCGCGGGGACAGCCACGCCGGCGCCCGCGGCCCUUCACCUGCCGCGCGCUCCUGGGCGGGCGGGUGCGGGGAGAGAAGGGGCGAGACACAGUGACCCGGGAGGCACCAUCCCCUGGUCUCCACUCCGCGCAGAGAAGGAACGCCCGCCGACACCGCGAGACCCCGCGGUCCCCGCGCCCAGCUCUCAAGUUCAAGGGCGACGCCCCUCACCAGCGGAGUUACCCCGCGCGGCGAGCUCGCCGGCCCCAUCGACCCCGACCGGCCCUCUGCGCCCAGCGCCCCUCCCGGUCCCCGGAGCCGCCCGCGCGCCCGGCGGGGCCAUGCCCGGGCUGCGCCGGGACCGCCUGCUGACCCUGCUGCUGCUGGGCGCGCUGCUCUCCGCCGACCUCUACUUUCACCUGUGGCCCCAGGUGCAGCGCCAGCUGCGGCCCCGCGAGCGCCCGCGGAGCUGCCCGUGCGCGCGCCGCGCCCCGGCCCCGGCCCCCGCCUCGGCCCCCCGCACGGCCGCGCACAACUUCUCCCGAGCCCGGCCGGGGCCAGAGCGGGACCGCGGAGGCCGCAGUGGCCCCGGCUCCAAGCUGCAGGCCCUCUUCGCCCACCCGCUGUACAACGUCCCGGAGGAGCCGCCGGUCCUCGGGCCGGAAGACUUGCUCCUGGCCGGCCAGGAGGCGCUGCGCUAUUACCGGAGGAAGGUGGCCCGCUGGAACAGACGACACAAGAUAUACAGAGAGCAGCUGAACCUCACUUCCCUGGACCCCCCAGUGCAGCUCCAACUCGAGGCCAGCUGGCUCCAGUUCCACCUGGGAAUCAGCCGCCACGGGCUGUACCCCCGGUCCAGUCCUGUCGUCAGCAAACUGCUCCGCGACAUGAGGCACUUUCCCACCAUCAGUGCUGAUUACAGUCAGGACGAGAAAGCCUUGCUUGGGGCGUGUGACUGCACCCAGAUUGUGAAGCCCAGUGGGGUCCACCUCAAGCUGGUUCUGAGGUUCUCGGACUUCGGGAAGGCCAUGUUCAAACCCAUGAGACAGCAGCGAGAGGAAGAGACGCCCGCCGACUUCUUCUACUUCAUUGACUUCCAGAGACACAAUGCCGAGAUUGCAGCUUUCCACCUGGACAGGAUCCUGGACUUCCGACGGGUGCCACCAACAGUGGGGAGGCUAGUCAAUGUCACCAAGGAAAUCCUAGAGGUCACCAAGAAUGAAAUCCUGCAGAGCGUUUUCUUUGUCUCUCCAGCCAGUAACAUGUGCUUCUUCGCCAAGUGUCCAUACAUGUGCAAGACCGAGUACGCCGUCUGUGGCAACCCCCACCUGCUAGAGGGCUCUCUCUCCGCGUUCCUGCCGUCCCUCAACCUGGCCCCCAGGCUGUCUGUGCCCAAUCCCUGGAUCCGCUCCUACUCGCUGGCCGGAAAAGAGGAGUGGGAGGUCAAUCCUCUGUACUGCGACACAGUGAAGCAGAUUUACCCGUACAACAGCAGCGACCGGUUGCUCAACGUUAUCGACAUGGCCAUCUUCGACUUCCUGAUCGGAAAUAUGGACCGUCACCAUUAUGAGAUGUUCACCAAAUUUGGGGAUGAUGGGUUCCUUAUUCACCUGGACAAUGCCAGAGGGUUUGGGCGACACUCCCAUGACGAAAUCUCCAUCCUCUCGCCUCUCUCCCAGUGCUGCAGGAUAAAAAAGAAAACACUCUUGCACCUGCAGCUGCUGGCCCAAGCUGACUACAGGCUCAGUGACGUGAUGCGGGAGUCACUGCUGGAGGACCAGCUCAGCCCCAUCCUCACAGAGCCCCACCUCCUCGCCCUGGACCGGAGGCUCCAGGUCAUCCUAAGGACCGUGGAGGGGUGCAUAGUGGCCCACGGAGAGCAGAGUGUCGUAGCCAGUGGCCCAGCAGAACAGGCAGCCCCAGACUCUGGCCAGGCUAACCUGACAAGGUAGGGGCUGGACGAGCCCAACUGCAGAAACGACACCUGCAGCCACGGUGGACUCGAGUGUGGACCUCUGCGUCCUCACGUGCCCUGGCCCAAGCUGGAGGCCCUGGGUUGUGAGCUCAGGGAGCAGGUAGGGCAUUGGGACGGUCCUCAAAGAGCCAAAGUGGGACCCUGGCCUGCCUUCCUGGUGCACCGUUUCUCGAGUGGACUGACUGCCCUGGCUCCGCAGACCACCUCCUGAGCCCACUGGGAAAUCUGGAUGAAUCCAAGGUCAGACUUGAAGGGUAUGGAAGCAUUAAUCCCAGAAGAGAGUAUUGUGACAAAUAAAAUAAAAGGACAUCAAGUGGA